Parasteatoda tepidariorum (common house spider) is the source of this 4054-nucleotide messenger RNA. RefSeq lists its product as uncharacterized. The record is from RefSeq and is a predicted model, not a curated record. Lineage: Eukaryota; Metazoa; Arthropoda; Arachnida; Araneae; Theridiidae.
CAGUUGUUGCCACUGAAAUUAUAUGAACUUAUUUUGAGAUGAAAAAGAUCAACAGGGAGUCUUAAAGGAUGAGUUGAUGUGCCACUUUUGGAAACAGUAGAUCAGUUUUUUUCCGCUUCCUUAGAUUUCGACACUUAACACUUUCUGUCCGGCUUUUGUUCGUAAUUUAGAGUUUUGCGAACGCUCUUGGAAUGAUAUAUUUCUGAGCUCCGUCUCUGUUUAGUGGUUUAAUUCAUCUUGUUGCACCCAGGAUUUUAAAGAUGACGUAUCUGAAUUUUGCAAUCUGGAUCUAUGCUCUAUUGCUGUGGAACGUAGUAUAUUCAGAUGAUGCAUUGAAGAACCAUCGGCUAGAAAAAAGGCAAGAUGACAGCUUUUUAUUCUUUGGUGGAUGGCGGCCAGUGAGGUCAGGUGCUUCCUAUUACCAUGGCUCCCCAACUGGACGAUACCACGACAUCCUGUCGGCACUACCUACCAGCUUCGAUGCUACUUCUCGAUAUUACUCACACGCUUUGCCAUCGACGUAUCAUAAAGAUAUUUAUAGCUACUAUCCGAGACCAGCGAUUAAAACAACACCUAAGAAAAACAUACCAGUCUAUAUGGAAAGAUUGAGACCUCAAAAACCGAAGCAACAGCAAAAUUAUGGAGGAGGAGGAGGGUCAGGAGGUUAUGGGCCUCAAAUUAUAGAUUUACCACAAAUUGAUUUGAAGCAAAUACAGAACCUUCACGAUCUUAUACAACGCGCUAAAGAUAUUCCUAUUCCAAAUCUAAAUAUACCAUUUGAAAGUGGCAAACCUGUGGAGUUGGUGGAGUUAUCUGUUCACCCCUUUUCUCAAGGUGGUCAGUCCUAUGGUGGAAAAAGUUCUCAAGGUUACAGCAGGCAUAGGAAUUCACAGAAUAGGGGAAGAAAAUCUAAUUAUGGACGAAUUCCUCAAAGCCGUAUUCCAUAUCAGCCAUCUCUUCAUUACGAGUUGAUUUCUCUUCCUAAAAGUAGCCCGAUAAUUCCACAAAUAAUUCCUAAAGAAAUUUCUGUAGGUCAAAUAGCUCCUAUUCUACCUUCUGUUGGGGAUGUUUUAAAUUUGAAAAACAUACAAGUUGUUGAAGUUCCUGUGCCAUCAGGCUUAUACGGUGGUAAAAAUAGCCACUCAACUCCGUAUAGAGCAGCUAGUCUACCUCAACCUGUGCAAUAUGCAAGUUCACCGAAAAAUGUUGAAAUUGGUUAUCCUGAUCUUGCUCAAUACGCUUAUCAAACAGAACAGCAUUCAAAGAGUUCAGGGGGGCAUAAACCGAAAUCUGUUGCUUCAGAACCCGUCAUUGAGGCUGAAUUGAUAAAAUUGAGCGAAGAAGAUCUUAAAGAUUUGCUGCCUAAUUUGCACGUUUUGGACAAAGUACCUCACGAUCUUUUGAAAUAUUUGCAAAUAGGGGAUUUAGACAAAAUUAAAGACGCGAUUCAACAUAUUAUUGCCCCUCAAGAAGGACAUGGACAAGUAUCAUCCAGCAAUUACCAGUCUGCUGGUUCUUAUUCCCAAUCUGAUGGCUACAGUGAAGAAGAUAAGUAUGGUGGUGUUUCAGCGCACUCUCCAAAAGGUACAGAAACAUACAAAUUGAAAUCAGGGGGAUAUCAAAUUUCAGAAGAAGUAGGAAACCAAGUAGAACAUAAUGCAGCUGGGUAUGAAAUAGAAAAUUCUAAAAGCAGCGGUGGAUACUACGAACAAUCUGAUUAUCAAAAUGGUGAUGGUCGAUCGGCUGUGUAUGAACAGCAAGGCGGUUAUGACGACAACGCUUACCAACACCAAUCAUCAAGCUAUCAAACAUCAAGUCAAGAAUAUUCCAAGGAUGGUGGAAACCAAGAAGGGCAAAAAUUUAUCCAGGUAGUGUCACCCCCUGAUAAAAACGGUUACAGAAGAGAACCAGUUUUAGCAGUCGAGAUUCAGCAUGGACAAACUAUUGAAGAAGCAAUUAAGUCUUUGGAUCACGAAACAUUGAAAAAGUUAGGAGCCCAUGGUAAAAAUGGUUUAGAGAUCGAAGUCGUAGAAGUUCCGGUAGACGAAUAUGCUCAAGAGUCGAAAAAAAGAGAAACUGUAGUGUCUAGUAAAAACAGUACACUGAUAUUUAAAAAGAAAGUUCUAGAUAAAAAGUCUUAGCUUCAAAAAGUGGAAGCAAUUGGGAUAUGAAAGUAUUUAAUUACUCUGUGUUUCUGAUGUGACUAAAAAACAAUAGAUCAAAUAGAUUGUUUAAUGUAAAUGGUAAUUUGUUUGCCAAGCAAUGAACUCUCAUGACCGUAUCGAAAUGAAAAUUGAGUUAUGAAAUAACUUUUUAAAGAACAAUGAUUUUUUACUCAUUUUCAUUUAAAACGUACAUAAAAAGUAAGACAUUAAUAUACGUGUUUCAUGUUGAAAUUGUUUACUGUACUGUUUUUAAGCACUUAUAAAAGGAACUAUCGACUUCUAAGAAACCAAAUAACUCUUAUACUUCCUGAAUUGUUUUAAAUCAACUCUUAAGAACAGUACAGUCAGGUGUUUGAAGAAUAAGAAAUCACGUUUAUUUAAGGAUAGUUCGGGAUAGAUUUUUUUUAAAAAAAGAAGCAUUGUUUAGAGAUUUACUACCGGAAAAUUACGACUAAUGUAAACGUAACGUCUGAAAAAAAAUUACUUAAGUAUUUUAAAAAGUAAAAAGGGGUAAUAUUAUAUGAAAAAAAAAUAAUAAACUAGGCGUUUCCAAACUGCAAAUCUAGGGUUAAACCUAGAUGAAACCAAAAUAGACAAUUUGUUUUAAUCACAUUUUAGUAUUUAGGAAUUUAAAAAACAUAGAAAGCAAAAUUUAAAAACAAAUAUGUUCCCCAGUGACGGUAUUUCAGUAAGUACUCGUAAACUAUGCACGGAAUUGUUUAUGUAUACUAUAUAUAUUUUAAACUAAAUUUAAAAAUAUUGAAAAAUUAGAUCAUAAAUGCUUUUCCCUUUCAAAAAAGUGUGUCUUUUCUUCAUUUUGUCAUUUUAGGCCAUCUUUAUUAUCAGCAUUCAAGGGACUGACUAGAUGUCGACUAAACUAAUUUUACGAAAUUUUAAGAUUUCAUAUCAAUUGAAAAAGAAAAAUAGCUUAUUAUUCACUUGAAUUUUUUAUUAUUUUAUGCGUGGAGAACGGUUUUAAGCGUGGUUAUUUCAUGAUAGUCAAUCGAAUUAUUUUUCUUUGCCCUUCAGUUUAUUAUUUGGCUUGGGCAGUUUUAUUUUUUUUUUUAAAAAAAACAUUGGUGCUCUUGUUAAGACUCCUUUUUCUGCAAGUAUUCUGACAACUGUGAUUUUUCCCUCCUUCAAAUUAUGAUUAUUAAAAUCGAUAAAACCGAAUUCAUUUAUCGAUAUUUUUCGAAAAUAUUAAUAAAAAAAAAACAAUUGAAAAUGUGUACUCACUUUAUGAGAAAUAACAGCAAGUAACAGCUAUAAUAAGCAAAAGAAAAUUUGACUAAAAUUAUUUUUAACUGUCAAGAAGAACCGAGCCAAGAUAAAUGCGCAUUACGACUAAACAAAUCCCUUCUUCGAAUGCUCUAUGCAGUCUUUGAAAAAUAGCAUGAUCCUUGUAUUUUAUGUUUAUUUCACUAUGUAAUGACUUGAUGAUUGUGAUAUUUAUUAAUUUCCAUUUAAAUAUUUUUGUUUCAGAUUUUUUUUUAUCUUUUAAAAAAUCAAAUGCCAUCAGUUCAUUUAAUUAAAUGCUUUUAUCACAUAACCGUAUGUUUUUUUUUUACAAUUCAUUAUUAAACGUUAAACAUUAUUUAAUUAAUUUUCUUAAACGUUUAUUUGAAAUUUAACUACUAUAGGACUAUUAUUGUUGACCUAUUUUUUUCCUAAAUUUUAGUAUUAUUUGAGCUUUUUAGCAAAUUCUUUUUCAUUUGUUCUAAAAUAGAAUUUUUGUAUGAAAAAAAGAUGAAAUAAAUAAACUAUUUUGUAUUUUUUUUAGAAACAAUAUUUGUCUUAUCCUGGCUAAAAUGUUAUUCAGGUGAAAUAAUAUCACUUUGAUUGUAAAUAAUUUUGUAAAUAUUUGUAUAAUAAAAAAUACUUUUUGUUUA